GUCGUCGUCUUUAUGUGCGUGUCCGCCUGGCGGGCCUGGGAUCGGCGGCUCCCCGGAUCGCCCCCCUGUGCGGGGGAGAAGGAGCAGCAGCAGCAGCUGCACUGAGCCCCGCGGCUGCUUCGGGCGGAGGAGGCCGGAGAAGAUGGGGGACUUCUACGACCCCGAGCACCCCACCCUCGACACAGCUUUCAUGUCGAAGGAUCCCAGUGGACAUCAUAAACCUAAUGCGUCAAGCAUCCCUGAAAUGCAGUCACCUCUGAGGUGGAAAGGGGCAGACAACUGGUGUAUCUUUCCCCAGAAUAUGGAUGGGUCUGAAGAGGUAGAAAGAGAAGAAGAAAAUGAGGGCAAGUCUGAAAAUGUUCAGAAACCCGGUUUUGUCAAAGGGCCGGUAUUCAAAGGAGUCGCAUCUAGCCGUUUCUUGCCCAAGGGCACCCGAACAAAAGUUAACCUUGAGGAACAAGGCAGACAGAAGGUGUCCUUCAGCUUCAGUCUAACCAAGAAAACUUUGCAGAACAGAUUUCUGACCGCCCUUGGCGACAAGCAAAACGAGACUCAGAGUUCCCCAGUUGCACACUUUCAGACUGACCUUGCCUCUAAAAUUAAACUGGAUCUUGGAGAUUCUUCUAGUGUUGGGGAGGAAUUUUCACCACCAAAGCCUAAGGUGGAGUUAGGCAAGAUCCAUUUUAAGAAACACCUGUUGAAUGUUACAACAAAGCCUCCUUCAGCCACUGCUGUGCUGCUGCCUCCACCACCACCACCACCACCAGCUGCUCUAGCACCAGUUGCUGCAGUAGAAUCAGUGGAAUUGCCAUCAUCACCGCCGCCACCACCCCCUCCUCCUCCACCACCUCUUCCACAGGUGCUACCAACGCCAACACCAGUACUAACCCCAGCAGCUUUGCCACAAGUUCCAAUUGCGGUACCCAGUGCAUCCAUGCUUCUGUUGCCAUCGCUCACAGAAACUGUUGUUCGAAUGAUAAAAGAACCCUCAAUUAAAGUACUGCAAGAAACUUUAGAACUGAAUGCUAAACAACAUGCUGUGUUAGAUGGCUCUGAAGGACACCUAGCUCAGGCCGUUUCUGAGGAAGCAAUACUAGUCCCAACAAACAGAGAUUCCCAUAUUGGGAAGGAGGAGGAAGUUUUAGAUGUCUCUAAGUGUGCUUCUCUAAGUUCUAAGAAGCAAGGUUCCAAGAGGAAAUUCUCUCCGUCUGAUGGUGUGUUGCCAGGUUCUGAAUCUGAUGAAGAUUCUGUGAGGACCUCUUCAAGUCAGAGAUCCCAUGAAAUUAAAAUCUCAUCAAGCUUGGAGAAGGAAAAAGAUGCACGAAGGAGCUCAGCUUCUCUCAGAAGUGAGGAGCAAGUGAAAUCCUCAUCACGAUCUAGAUCUGACAGAGAUGAAAAAUAUUCUAGUUAUUCCAGAUCUGAAAGAGACUCAAGAUAUUCUUCCUCCCGUUCCAGAUCUGACAGAGAAAGGAGGCGGAGCAGAUCCCGCUCUCGUUCUAGAUCAGAGAGAGGCUCUAGAACCAGUUCUUCCUAUUCCAGAUCUGAACGAUCACAUUACUAUGACUCUGACCGGAGGUACCACAGGAGCUCUCCAUACAGAGAAAAGACACGAUAUUCCCGCUCUUAUAUGGAUUGUAGGACAAGAGACAGUUCUGAUUCAGAAGAAGAGUAUCGUAGGACAUAUUCCAGGUUGACAGACUCAAGGCGUACUUCCUCUCAUUCUUCUUCUUACAGAGAUUCAAGAACUUCUUCCUAUUCAAAGUCUGAACGAGAUGGCAGGAUAGAUUCCUCUCAUACUGAUUCGGAGAAAAAAGGAAAGCCUACAAAAUCUGAUAGAGAAUCAAAAAGGACUUCAGAAAAUGAAGUGUCAAAGAGGUGCUCUCCAGUCAGCGAACUGGGAUAUCGGAGGGGAGCAUCCCAUUCUAAAACAGGCAGCAGUAUGAAUUCUUCCUGUCACAAGUCCACCUCUUCAAAGACUUCUGCUCCAAAGUCAGAUAAAUUUAAAAGUUCUUUCUGUUGUACAGAAUCUGAGGAAAUCAGAGAGCAGUCUAAUUGUAUAGACUUGGAGGCGCCUUGUGUACAGAGCUGUGAAACGAAAACUGCUAUUUCACAGAAGCCAGAAACAGAAAGGACUGUUUCUCCAUUAAGUCCGUUAAGUGAUUCACCUACUUUCAAAAAGCUAGAUGAGUCGAGAGAGGCUUCUCCUAUUUCCAAGUUAAAUGAACUUGCAGGAAUUGAUAGCCAUGACAGUAUUAAGGAAGUGGAAUCUUUAGUCAAGGUAAAACAUGAUCAAUUAAGAACUUCUUCUCCAAUAGAACUGAAUAUAAAUGGGUCCCCAGAAGGUAGGACCAGUGAUAUGGCAUUGUUGGGUAACUCCAAAGUGGAGGAAAUUGCAAUGUCUUCUGAUGAUAGUUUAGGUAAAACUGAGAUAACGCCUCAAAUCAGAAGUUCUAAUUUGAAUGAGUUGUCGUCUAAUGGUUUUCAAAGUGUAUAUCUGUCUAAAGGACAUGACUUGGAUGAGUCUCCCAUUUUUUUGACUGAAUCCAACAGUUCCUUUAAAGAAAAAUCAGAAGUUCCAGUUCCUUCUGAAUAUGAAUUUGCACCUAGCUGUAUUGUGAAUUUAAAUCAUUCUAAAACAUUAACAGAACCCUGUAAUAAAACCAAAGAUCCAGCCCCUUGCUAUCUUUCGGAUGAUGCCACUAUUUCUUUGUAUUAUUCAGAAGUUGAAAUUGAAGCUGAGCCUUCAGAUACAAAAGCUACUCAAGAAUCUUUUACAGAUGCUCAUGUAGAGCCUCAAAGUAAAACAUGGAAGUAUGCUUUUGUAGAGGGUGAAGAGUCCUCAAAAUCUGCUGAUGAAAGUGAAAAAUGUGUUUCUAGAAGUUUCAGCUUAUUGGAGCCUAGCCCAGUCAGAGAUUCUUCUGCUGAAGAAUAUUCUGUGGAAGUGAAAGACAAUCAGUGUAUUUCACAGCAGCAACACAUUUCAGAAAAUGUGUUCUCCCAGUUGGAAAAACCCUUUCAGGAAAAGAAUGAAGAACUUCUGGAGUGUCCUGAAGUAGCGCUUGAACUAGAUGCUCUGCAUGUUGAUUCUAUUGUAGAAAAACCAAAAUCACCCUUUAAAAAUGAGCAUUCUUAUUAUUUAAAGAUACCUGUAGAAGAGCCAGAGAAAGAGGAACCAGAUGAAGAGAAAGAUUCAGUUGCCCUUGAUGAAGGAACCAUAUCUGACUUGAAAGACUUCUCUCCUGAAGCUUCAGUGAUAAAGGACAAAGGAAAUGACUCCUUGGUAGAACCUGCAUUUUCAGAUGCUCUCUCUCCAUCUUGUGAUAUUGUUGUGACUGUAGAAGAAACUGAAACACUCGCUGAAACAUCCAGGUGUGACAGUAGUGUUAGUUCUCCUGAGCUCACUUCUAUUCACAAUGAAGAUUAUUCAGAUACAGCUGAAAGUGUGAGUGAGCAGGCUAGUGAUGAAAGUGAUACAGAGUACUCUGAUUCAGAUGACAGCAGUGUUCCAAGGAACCGCCUUCAAUCGGUUGUGGUGGUUCCAAAGAAUUCUACAAUAACUAUGGAAGAGAACAGUUCUUCUCGGAACAGCCAAAGUAACAGACGCUACUUAGAUCACUGGGAUGAUGGCAGGCCAGAGACCAGCAAGCUGUUCUAUGAAGAAAUGCCAGACGACGUGGAAUCUAAUAAUGGUCUGCAAAAUGAAAGCAAGUGUUUGCCUUUUAGAGAUGUAGAGGGGAGCCUAGCAAUGUCAACGGAGCUCAACAGAACAGAGGCUGAAGACUUUCAGCCUGAUGGCUCUCAGCCUCAGAGCGAUGGUGUUGACAGUACCAGUCAGUCAGAGCUAGCAUCAGAUUCUGUUAGCAAACCAAGUUCAGAUGAAAGAACAAUAUUAAAUGAACCACUGUCUAUAGUUCGUUCAGUUGACAGACCACAAGAAGAACUGCACUACCAGACCUUUGAAAUGACUGACCAUGCAUCUAGACAGCAGACCAAUGUUUCUAAACCGGACAGUAGGCAGGGGAAGUCUGGUUUCAGUGAUCUUUCUAACACUGGCAACUUCUGCAGAGAGGAUGGCUAUCAUUCAGCAGAGGACCUGAAUAGCUCAGGAUGGGAUUUUUCCCAGACAGAAAAGCCAAGUAGUACAUACCAGCAGCCUGAUAGCAGCUAUGGCAUUUUCCCAGGUUAUAUAUACCCACCAGGUUCAGGGCCAUAUAUUGGGUCCCAUAAUUACUGGCAUGACAAUGGCUAUUGGGAUCCAAGAUUAAGUAACAGACCCUCCGAGAUCAAUUAUGAGCGAAUACAAGGACAGGUCCCUGAUUCACUAACAGAAGACCAUGAGGAGUAUGAAGAAGUUGACCGUUGGGUUGAUGAAAGCCAGCCCUUCUCUAGUAAGUUCCAGGCCCGUGACCCUAGGGAGAAGGGUUCAGUGCAAGCGCAUGAAAUAAGUAGUAACUCGUCUAAAGAGCCAGCAGUCGCAAGCGAGAGAAAAGAGCAGGUAAAUAAGUCUUUGGAUAAAAAUGACAUGAAAGAGCGAGGGCCGCUGAAGAAAAGGAGACAGGACUUGGAGAGUGACUCGGAGAGCGAUGGGGACUCCCGGGAAAGGAAGAAGGUCAAAACGGAGGGUGAGCACUUGCCCAUUGUGCCUCAGGACUCCUCAUUGGUUCGCCCACUGUGCUUCAUGGAGGACUUCAGGGACCCGCUGCGUUGGAAAGAGUUUGCCAAGCAAGGGAAAAUGCCCUGCUACUUUGACCUUAUUGAAGAAAAUGUAUAUUUAACAGAAAGGAAGAAGAAUAAAUCCCACCGUGACAUCAAGCGGAUGCUGUGUGAAUGUCCCACACUGUCCAAAGAUGAAAGAACUCAAGGAGAAGUGGCAUGUGGAGAAGAUUGCCUUAACCGUCUUCUCAUGAUAGAAUGUUCCUCACGGUGCCCAAAUGGGGAGUACUGCUCCAACCGGCGGUUCCAAAGAAAGCAGCAUGCGGACGUUGAAGUCAUCUUGACCGAGAAGAAAGGCUGGGGCUUGAGGGCAGCAAAAGACCUCCCAUCCAACACCUUCGUACUGGAAUACUGUGGUGAAGUGCUGGACCAUAAAGAGUUCAAAGCUCGUGUGAAAGAGUAUGCCCGGAGCAAGAAUAUCCAUUACUACUUCAUGGCACUGAAAAACGAUGAGAUAAUAGAUGCCACCCAGAAAGGAAACUGCUCUCGUUUCAUGAACCACAGCUGUGAGCCAAACUGUGAAACACAGAAGUGGACUGUGAAUGGACAGCUGAGGGUUGGCUUUUUCACCACCAAACUAGUGCCAUCUGGUUCAGAGCUAACAUUUGACUACCAGUUCCAGAGAUAUGGCAAAGAAGCUCAGAAGUGUUUCUGCGGCUCUGCCAACUGCCGGGGUUACCUUGGAGGAGAGAACAGGGUCAGCAUCAGAGCUGCGGGGGGCAAAAUGAAGAAGGAGCGGUCACGUAAAAAAGAUUCGGUGGAUGGAGAAUUAGAGGCACUCCUGGAGAAUGGAGAAGGGCUUUCAGAUAAGAACCAAGUUCUCAGUUUAUCUCGACUGAUGGUGCGGAUUGAGACUCUAGAGCAAAAGCUCACCUGUCUCAAACUCAUACAGAACACGCAUUCUCAGUCCUGCCUGAAGUCUUUCUUGGAAUGCCAUGGUUUGUCCCUUCUCUGGAUUUGGAUGACUGAGCUUGGUGAUGGCCGAGGAAAUACAGUCAACAACUUGAAGCUCCAGUUUGAGAUUAUGAAGACCCUGGAGCUUUUGCCUAUUCCCAAUAAAAACAUGUUGGAGGAGAGCAAAGUACUUCCGAUUAUCCAGCGCUGGGCCCAGACCAAGUCUGUGAUUCCACAGCUAAGCGAAGGGGAUGGCUAUUCCAGCGAGAACACCUCACGGGCUCAUACGCCACUGAACACACCUGAUCCUUCCACUAAGCUGAGCACGGAGGGUGACACAGACACCCCGAAGAAGCUUGCUUUUCGAAGGCUCAAGAUCAUAAGUGAGAACAGCAUGGACAGCGCCAUCUCUGACACUACCAGCGAGAUUGAGCUGAAGGAGGGCAAAGAAGACCUUGAGCAGCCGGAGGAUACUGCAACAGAGGCUGUGGAGGAGCUGCUGCUGCUGCAAGAGCCCACCAAGGAUGUGGUGGUUGAGGUCUCGGCAGACACCAGCAAACCCCAGGCUGCUGAGCAGGAGACUGAGCCUGAGGCAGAGGCUAAGGACAGCAGCAUCGCAAAGCUGGAGGAGCCAGUUGCUGCAGAAACGCCCUCUCAGGAUGAAGAGGAGUGUGUGUCGGAUGUAGAGAGUGAGAGGAGUCAAGAGCAGACUGAUAAAAUAGUGGAUGUGAGCGAUUUGGCUACCAAACUUCUGGAUUGCUGGAAAGACCUAAAACUUCUCAGGGCAGCAAGGAGCUUGUUAACAUCAUCCCCAGCUGACCAUGCGUCUCCUUUUCUCAACUCCAUUUUCAACUCCGUCCUGAAGAAAGGAGAGAACAUAGCGUGCGUACUGUGAAGAAAACAGGAAGAUGGUUGGGAAGCUGGAUGAUGCAUGAGAAAUAUAAUAGGUGGAAAAAGAGAGGACAGAGGUGGCUAACUCAUUGAUGCCGACGUAUUUUUGGUGUGUCCAUUGCCGGCAAUGGACGUCGCUCUGGGAGAAUCCCCCUAUUCCUGGCGGGAAAGGAUCGAGUGAGCUAUUCCUUUUUUUAUAUCUAUAUACUUCUUUACACAAAAGAAAGCUGCCGUGACUCAGACUUUCAAGCCUUUAUGGUUGGAAGUCAUGAAUCCAGGAUGAAUAUCAACAAGGUAGCACACAAUCCACUGGAACACACUCACUCACUCACACAACACUCGACACAAAUCCAGAAGGGUAAGUUUUCAGCAUGGGUUUCUGCAGACAUUUCCUAAUGAAUGAGGAAGUGAUGCAUGUGUCUCCUUGUGCUGAAAACGUACUCCAAACUAGAAGGGUCAUUCAACAGGGAAUGGCUAAAACCAACAUAACAUUCAUUUUGCUCACCAUGGAUUUGGAAUGCAGCCAACAUGCAUUAAGAUGUAAGAAAAACAGGUAAGUGUCCCAAGAAGGACUGAUGAAACUCAAACCAUAAGACAUCACCAAGGUAUGAUGGCUAAUGAUUCCAUUGUUGGCUUCCUAAAGUGUGUGAAGUAUUCACCUCUUGAGCUAGAAUACAUCACUUCAGCAUAUCAUGAAAUAGAUGCUUCCAAUCCAGUAUACAGACUCCAAAGACCAGUUUCAUCGAUAGAUAGCGUGGCGGUGAUUAGAUGGUUAGCUGGCUGUAGCUUUUUUAUUUUCUGGUGGAACUUUGAGUAUUUCAUUGUGACCAGGAUUGGGCACAUCCCCAAGUUCAGUCAGUGUAGUAUUUCCUUGCGACUGGCUUCAUGCUGUGUGUAUAUUAAGAAGAUCUAUUUCCUCCCACUCAGUUGUCCUAGGAGGUGAGUGGCAGUGCAUUAGGAAGUGGUUAAGACCACACCUUAGCAAUUAUGGUCUCUUCAGGAGGUGUCAUUCGCUUUGGAGGGUCUAGUAGAGUAGCUUACUUUGAGUUAGAUGGCAUUCUAAUCCUCUUGUACUUCUACUUGGAUUUAGGCGUGUGCUUCGGUUGUUUCAGAUCUGUUCCCAGCCUGGUGAUAGCUUGGGAGUAGUAAGUCUCUAAAGGAGACUUUGUGAAGUAUAAUGGCCACUUCUGCUCUUCCCUCUUGGUCCCUUUACUCUGCAGACUCCACCCAUUGUAUUCCCUUUGAGUUGGUCUCUUCUCCAGUUAGUUGCCUGAAGUUGAUUAAUACAAUAGCAGUUCUUUGCCUUCUGGCUCUUAACUGCUAUUCCUUCUGCAUGGGACACUGAUUAUCCCAGGCUAUGUUCUCUUGCUACAGUGUGCUGUCUCUAAAGAUGUAUCAAACAUAUGGCAAGGUUCUGGUUAGUUGAUAGAUUUGGUGGAAAAAUCUGGACCUGUCGCCUACAGUUGGCUAUGUUGCUACAUUUUGGUGCAGGUCACUUGAAUAUGUGUGGCAUAAAAGAGGCCAUAGGGUGGGCCCCAUUUUGUUUCAUUAUUUUGUAUCAUUAACAAAAUAAACUUGGAAAUAUAGGUUCCCUACUUGACUGCCACCUUGCAGCAUGGGACCUGAUCUCGGACUGAUUUGGGGCCAAUCCUGGGAUGUGCAAGAUUUAACAUUAGUGGCUUUAGUUUAAAACCGGGGAUAUAUUUGACAGAGUUUUGUGAAUUGGUUCAUGGAGCUUGAAAUGUUCGUGGCUUUCAGCUUUUGGUAGAACUUGAGAAGUGCUGAUACUUCUUAAAGCCACUAAUAUUUUAUUGUUGUUGUUAAGAGGGAGGUUCAGUGUUGGGUCUCAGUAUUUCAAUCUUUUAACAUCUUCAGUGCCAAAGAGAGAGAGUUUGGUUAACAAAAUGGGUCAGUUCUAUUGCUGUAACAAGGCAUUCUGUUUGUGUUGGUUUCUUUGCUUAUUAGUGGGGCAAACUUCUAUAAUUUUUCCCCCAAAAUACAGUUUGUAUGACAAUGUGAUUUCAUACAUCUUAGCCACUUUGUGGUAGGGAUUCUCUUGAUCCCAUUUCUAAAUCUUCAAAUUAUAUCUUAAGAAAAGCAACUGUAAGGUACAGGGAAGGUUAGUUUCUUGAGGAGCCUUCGCAAGACCAAGCUGGGACACCCCACACACACACACACACACACACACACACUCACUCAGGUUAGGAAAAGGCAACUUGUUCCUUCUCACCUAUUUGUGUGUGUGGGAUAAGCACAUUCUUCUCUCUAGAACUGAGCCAUGAUCUUUUGAAUUCCUCUUUAAAGAAAGGUCUAUAAGCUUGUGCAUCUCUCUUCAUAGUAACAUUCCACAUUGUGCCAAAGGUGGUAACCUUCUGGGACAGUCAUAGUGUAAAUGAAUUGAGUAGAGUGGCGUGUGAGGACUAUGAAGAGAUGAAAAAGGAAGUAGAAUGAAGUGGGGAGGAGGACUGCACGAUGCAAAACUUUGUUUUGUGCUGUUGGCAAACAGAAAGUACCCAACUCCCAGAGCUGCUAUACUUAGUGAAAGGCACUCAAAGAGACUGCUGAGCAUCUUGACAUGUAAAGGAAGCGAAAAAUAGGGAAAGAAAGAGGUGGUAUGGCCCUCCUAUCGCUUGCUUAACCUGCCUUGUGCUACAGUUAUGAGCCAAUGGAGGAUGUGUAAUUCUUUCUUUUUUCUGGAUAGUGGCCAUGAACAAUUGGGAGACGCUCUUCCAUUGACUGAAGAGCAACUUUUUUUCCAUUGUGCCCCAACUUUCCUUUGGAUUUGUUCAGCAUUUUGAUUCACACAGUCAGGUUUUUCAGACUUAAUAAAGCUUCUUAAGUGGCCUUCAAGUCUACUUCAGGAAAAUAUUUUUAUUUGGCCUUUCAGCAAAAUAAGAAAUUUAUUAACUAGGGGUGUCUUUUGUGUCAGUACUUUACAAAGCAAAGUAUUCUCUGAUGUAACCUGGACACAGAUAGGUAUAUUGGAAUCUUGUUUUUCCUUUUGUCAUAAAGCUGAAGUAGGUGCGCCAGUUUAAACAAUGAAGUUGAUGUUUAAAGCCAAAUGUUUGGCAUUUCCCUCAAUUUUCUCUUGUUGUGUUAAAUGUACUGUAGUUGCUUCUGUUUCCAAAAAUAAAACCAGUCUACCAUUUGCCUGCA
Messenger RNA from Hemicordylus capensis (graceful crag lizard), 9654 nucleotides. It is a transcript of the gene SETD2, whose product is annotated as SET domain containing 2, histone lysine methyltransferase. The transcript has 14 exons. The record is from RefSeq and is a predicted model, not a curated record. Gene Ontology annotation, biological process: regulation of DNA-templated transcription. NCBI's taxonomy places the organism in Eukaryota, Metazoa, Chordata, Lepidosauria, Squamata, Cordylidae. Bases 143 to 6502 code for a protein of 2119 amino acids. Gene Ontology annotation, cellular component: chromosome; nucleus. Gene Ontology annotation, molecular function: protein binding; histone H3K36 methyltransferase activity.